This is a messenger RNA of Fundulus heteroclitus (mummichog), 1055 nucleotides long. RefSeq lists its product as uncharacterized. Bases 61 to 792 code for a protein of 243 amino acids. NCBI's taxonomy places the organism in Eukaryota, Metazoa, Chordata, Actinopteri, Cyprinodontiformes, Fundulidae. The record is from RefSeq and is a predicted model, not a curated record. The transcript has a single exon.
GUUGUGAGCUCUUUAAGGUUUUUCAGCCUGUCUCUGUCAUUGCUUCACAGAACUGAGAACAUGGAGAUCCCGUCUGCUGGUCCUCUGCUGCUCAUCCUGCUGGUGCUGCAGGUCGAGGCUCAGGAGGAGAUUAAAUACUUUGAGAUCGGCGGGUCGCUGGUUCUGGACCCCAAGGUGUCAGAACCGAUCACCAGCCUCACCUGGAAGCACAACGGGAACAUCCAGGCUGAAUGGAUCAAAGAUAAGGUUCCGCUGGAAUAUCUGGGGUACUUUAAGGGUCUAUCAGAAGUGGACCUGACCACCGGGGUUCUGACCAUCUCCAACAUGUUGAAGGCAGAUGAGGGGACCUUCAAUAUGGAGAUCAACGGCCGAGAACUCCCGGGGAGGUUCAGAGUGGUGGGGGUGAAGAAUCUGCAAACAGUCAUGGUUGAAGUCAUGACCCCUACAGAGUGCACCAGAGCCUCUCUCAACUGCACGCUGGAAUGUGGAGGCGACUUCAGCGAUGCCGGACCCGUCCAGUACUUCUGGAAGAAAGGAGACACUGGACCGUGGGAGGAGAACGAAAAGACAAUCACCAUUCCCAACACCGAGGAAAUCCUGUGCUUUAAGAGCUUCAGCUGCAAGGUGGAGAACCCCGUCAGUGAGAAGGAGAGCAACCCGGCGAAGAGCCCGUUCACCAGGGAUCCUUACCGUUUGAAUCUGUGGUUCUCCUGGUUGUUGGGUUCUUUUGGCAGAACAAAAACACCUUCUGCAGGGUGUCGGUGCAGAGACAGAGAGAAUUAUGAAGCUUAGCUUUCCUUUCAGGAAUCUGUUAAUUUCCUUCUGCAUCAGCUGUGUGAUUCCUUCCAUUUAUCUGUUUUAUUCAGUUCUCCCUGAGAGGCGGGGAGCCUUUAUGUAAUUCAGAAAAUAAAAGCUUUGCUUUGAAAAGGAGAAAUGAACGCAUGAAGCUUGUCUGCUGGAGAAAUGCCUCUGCAGCAUUUUCUAUACUUCUGAUUUCUAAACAUUGUUUUAUUCCCAUGUUUUUGCUGAGCAUCAAUAAAAACAGGAAACUCCUG